AUACAACCCAUCCUAUCUUAUAUACCACUUGAUCACUCAAUAAACGGUGGUCUGGAGGACUUGAUACCCCGACACUAGUCGCUCAUUCUAUCCUCUCCACUAAUCAGCCACUGAGGCAGGUCCGUGUGUUCCACAAUGGCGUCUUCCUCCCGACCAUCCUCUGUCAGGGGUCUUUACACACCUCCGGUAGACGAAUGGGUCUUUCUCCCUCCCACCGUAAACCCACCUCCUCCAUCUUCGACCCCUCUUCCUUCUCAUUUACCGACUUCUCUGCCUGAUGCAGACAUUCCCUCUUUGUCCCCACCGGGGGUAUACGGACCACUACAGUUGUUUGCCACCGAAUAUUUCACUACAGCUCUUGGUAUGCCUUUCGAGGUGGGAAAAACGUUACUACAGGUCGAAUAUCGACCGCGUAAAAGAUACGCUCCUGAGGUGGAGGAGAUGAAACAAAGGGAUUUCGGAGCUGAGGAUGACGAGUUAAGUAACCCCGAAGAAGUCGAAAUGUACUUCACAGACCGACUUUCUGCACCAUCUAUACCUCUUGAACUUCCAUUGGACGUUCCCGCCCUUCCUACAGAUCCAUUCGGUUACUUGCCUGAUUUGCCCUCUUCUUGGCUAUUGAGAGACACCCCUGACAUCUCACGAUCCAAUGGAGUCCUCGGAAUGAUCCGUCGUAUUCGAUACACACCUUCCGAAGGUUUACCCGCCCUAUGGAAAUCUCAAUUAAUAACAACCCUCCAUUCCGUCCUUUCUACCCUACUCCAACCCACUAUCCAUCUUUCACUCGUAUCUUUAUUUCCCUCUUCCGCACAUGUCGAUAUCCCUCUUUCUGCUAUCCCAUCACCAGGACUUCCAUUAGCUAUCCAAGUCGGUACUCAUUUUUUGACUCAUUGGCUCCUAUCUCCUCUGGAAGUUAUCCGAACACGUCUUAUCGUUUCUCCUCUCAGUCGAUCGGAUACACCUUCCAGUGCAGGCAUGUUACGGGAUAUGGUAGAACAAGAAGGAGGAUUUUGUUCUCUUUAUUUCCAUCCUAAUUUGUUCAUCCCAACUGCUCUAGAACAUACUCUACGACCAUUACUUACUUUAUCAAUCCCUUUGGUAUUGGAAAGACAGUGGGGUAUAUCAUCUGAAUUCUCUCCGUUGACAUAUGCGGCUUGUGAUUUAGGUUUAGGUUUAGCGGGAUUGUUCAUUUUGUUACCUAUUGAGACGACGAGGAAAAGAUUACAAAUACAAUAUCGUGGCGUUAGACGAAAAGAGACUGGGAAGAGGAAAUCUGUGGUAUUGUUGAGGGAGAGAGAAUAUGUAGGAGUGGUAGAGGCUCUAUGGAGGAUAAUGACGGAAGAAACAGGUGCGAGAAGGAAACGACAUAUGACAGAGAGGGAUGAAGGUGGAGUAUUUUCUGGAAUCAGGCAGUUGUACAGAGGAUUCGGAAUGGCCGCUACUGCCCAUCUUACUGUAUUCGGAUUAGGUCUGGUCAGUGCUGGUCUAGGUGGAAGAGGGUUCGAUAGUGGUUGGAAAGAGAUUUGACUUAAUUCAAUGUCUUUUCAGUGAAUUGUAAAAUUAUGUUACACUCAUCUCUACUUU
Molecule: messenger RNA, 1584 nt
Organism: Tremella mesenterica DSM 1558
Lineage: Eukaryota; Fungi; Basidiomycota; Tremellomycetes; Tremellales; Tremellaceae
Exons: 5
Coding region: 136-1527 (463 amino acids)
Source: RefSeq, a predicted model, not a curated record